Messenger RNA from Fopius arisanus, 1972 nucleotides. It is a transcript of the gene Dus3, whose product is annotated as Dihydrouridine synthase 3. The record is from RefSeq and is a predicted model, not a curated record. The transcript has 4 exons. The coding region runs from base 67 to 1950 and encodes 627 amino acids. NCBI's taxonomy places the organism in Eukaryota, Metazoa, Arthropoda, Insecta, Hymenoptera, Braconidae. Gene Ontology annotation, biological process: tRNA processing. Gene Ontology annotation, molecular function: flavin adenine dinucleotide binding; tRNA dihydrouridine synthase activity; metal ion binding.
AAAUGUGCCGGUUUUCUUAUCCAUGGAAAAUCUGUGUCCUAAUAUAAUUACUUCCACUGUUUCAGCAUGGAAAACGCUAAUGGAACACGUGUACCUGAAUCAUCAGGUCAUGUCAAUGAUGAUAAAGGAAAAGGUGUAUGCAGAAUUAAACCAGAAUUUAUUAUCGCAGACCCAGUGAGAGAAGCAUCUGAUCCUCGUCCUGACAAUGAAAAGUCUCUGCCUCUUAAUUCUGGGGAAAAAAAAUCAUUAACUCUUUCAGAUGAUGAACUUGUUGAUGAUGCGAAAUUCUCGUCUGACGAGCCUCCACGUAAGAAGUCGAAACGAGAGAAGAGAAAGGAGAAGCAAAAAGGUCAGAACAAGCAGCGACCCCCGCCCUUCAGGAGCCCCAAAGAGGAGAACCUUUGUCCCUGGCUGGUGGAUCAGGUGGCAACAGAGCCGGAGAAGAAAUGUCCCUCCCAAAACUGCAAAUUUCUGCACGACAGAGCUGACUACAUGAAACUCAAACAACCAGACAUAGGCGCGGACUGUUACGUCUUCAAUCUGACAGGCAGAUGCCCCAGGGGCACAGCCUGCAGAUUCGGUGCCAGUCACCUCACAGAGACAGGUAUGAACAUCAUGAAUCCUGAUAAAUACCAGACCUACAAGGAGAAACCAGCAGCCACCAAGAAUCAGAUCCCGGGACCCCUCCAGGACGAAUUACGAAAACGAAAGUACGAUUUUUCAAAAGCUGAGAAGAUCAUGAAAGAAACUGACGAAUUGCUGAAGGAGAAGAGAUCCCGAAGCGAUGACAAGUCUGACAAGCCUCCAGAAGCCCCUCAAAAAACUGAGAAGAGACUAGGCCCCGUCCUGAACACCGACUCGAUAAAGUUACGAGCAUCAGAGAAAAAGAGGAUAGACUGGAGGGACAAACUCCUCCUCAGUCCUCUGACAACAGUUGGAAAUCUCCCCUUCAGGAGAAUUUGCAAGGAGUAUGGAGCUGAUAUAACGUGCGGUGAGAUGGCACUUGCCCCGAAGAUCCUGAAAGCUGCUUCUGAGGAAUGGGCUCUGGUGAAGCGAUACGAGACAGAGGAUAUAUUUGGUGUUCAGAUCUGUGGGAAUAACACAGGUGUUCUCACCAGGUCUGCCCAGUUAUUGAAUGAACAAGCAGAGAUUGAUUUUGUCGAUUUAAAUCUUGGUUGUCCCAUUGAGCUGAUCUACAAACAGGGCGCAGGAAGUGGCAUGUUAACCAGGAGAAAUAUUCUGGAGAGUGUUGUCCAGUCUGCCAGUCGAGUACUCGAUGUUCCACUUACGAUCAAAACGAGGAUGGGUGUCUAUCAGGACAAACCCAUCGCUCACAAUCUCACUCCAUUAUUCAGGGACUGGGGGGCAGCCAUGAUCACUGUUCAUGGCAGAUCCAGAGAGCAGAGGUACACCAGAAGUGCUGACUGGGAAUACAUCGAGAGGUGUGCAGCUGCUGCCAGUCCAAUUCCUGUCUUUGGAAAUGGCGAUAUUCUCGGGUUUGAUGACUACCUCAGGGUCAGGGAGACCUGUCCGAGUAUUCAAGGUGUCACCAUUGGCAGGGGGGCCCUUAUCAAGCCAUGGAUUUUUACGGAGAUUAAGGAGAGGAAACUCAUUGAUAUGAACAGCUCUGAGAGACUGGGAAUUAUCAGAAAAUAUGCCAAUUAUGGACUCGAUCACUGGGGGUCUGAUACCAGGGGAGUUGAGACCACCAGGAAAUUCAUGCUGGAGUGGAUAUCGUUUUUGCAUAGAUAUAUUCCAGUUGGAAUACUAGAAUCGCCACCACAGAGGAUCAACGAGCGACCGCCAUUUUAUAAGGGUCGCGACGAAAUGGAAACACUCAUGGCCAGUUCCAAUUGUGCUGAUUGGGUGAAAAUAUCGGAAAUGUUUCUGGGAAAAGUUCCUGACGGUUUCCAUUUCCUUCCAAAACACAGAGCGAAUUCUUGGAAAUAAUGUAUAAUAUUUUCAAUAGAUA